Oncorhynchus keta (chum salmon) is the source of this 2685-nucleotide messenger RNA. RefSeq names its product serine/threonine-protein kinase pim-1-like. Gene Ontology annotation, molecular function: ATP binding; protein serine/threonine kinase activity. Lineage: Eukaryota; Metazoa; Chordata; Actinopteri; Salmoniformes; Salmonidae. Gene Ontology annotation, biological process: negative regulation of apoptotic process; protein autophosphorylation. Gene Ontology annotation, cellular component: cytoplasm. The coding region runs from base 326 to 1291 and encodes 321 amino acids. The transcript has 6 exons. The record is from RefSeq and is a predicted model, not a curated record.
GCCCUUCCUCAAAUUCAAAGAGCCGGUGUCCUAGCAAAACGUGAGGUGCUGUUUUUCUUUUACAAUUUGGCUUACUGUUUACAAGUAAUUGACUAUAUCAAUAGUCAUAUUGUAUCAUUGGGCUACUCGAUAUUUCAACUCACUGGAUACGAAGGCGUUUACGUUUAAGGACCAAAUAACGAGUUUUCGCAAGAUCCGGAUGAGACGAGGAUUGGUGCCGCAUUUUUUUCCUACAGCAACGUGGGUCACGCGCCAGAUAUAGUUGAACUGGAUCCCAGAUCGGAAUAUUUGUAGAAUAAAUCGUCAAUUUCGUGGGAUUACAAGAAUGCUGCUGUCUAAAUUAAACUCAUUCACUCACAUCUCCACCGUUGAUAUGCCGGCGAAAAUCCAGCUUCAAGUUCACCAAGGGAAAGAGAGGGAGCCUUUCGAGAAGCUUUACCAGGUUGGCUCUGUGCUGGGAAGUGGCGGUUUUGGAACGGUGUAUUCUGGCACAAGAAUUUCAGAUGGAGCAUUGGUUGCUGUCAAACAUGUGGCUAAGGAUCGGGUCUCGGAGUGGGGAGAGCUGCCAAAUGGCUCUCGUGUCCCCAUGGAGAUUCUACUCAUGAAGAAAGUUGGGAAUGGAGCUCGGGGCGUGAUAAAGAUGCUGGACUGGUACGAGCGUCUUGACAGCUUUAUUAUUGUCAUGGAACGGCCGGAGAAGGUCAAGGACCUUUUUGAUUUCAUCACUGAGAAAGGUGCUUUACCAGAGGAGCUGGCAAAGAACUUUUUCUGUCAGGUUCUUGAAGCUGUUCGACACUGCCACAACUGUGGGGUUGUACACAGGGACAUCAAAGAUGAAAACAUCCUCAUUGAUCUUCAGACGGGCGAAAUGAAGCUUAUUGACUUCGGAUCCGGGGCAUUGCUCAAAGACACUGUUUACACCGACUUCGAUGGCACUAGAGUGUACAGUCCACCUGAAUGGAUCAAAUACCAUCGGUACCAUGGGCGGUCAGCAACUGUUUGGUCUUUGGGUGUCCUGCUGUAUGACAUGGUGUGUGGAGAUAUCCCCUUCGAGCAGGACGAGGAGAUUGUACAAGGCCAGGUGCUCUUCAGACGAAGAAUCUCCACAGAGUGCCAGCAGUUGAUAAAGUUGUGCCUGUCCCUGAGGCCUGCUGAGAGGCCAUCGUUUGAGGACAUCAUCAAUCACCCAUGGAUGCAGAGCACAGUGUCCUCAGCAGAGCAGAGCACAGAGAUCAGACUGCACAGUAUCAGUCACGAGCCUACUGCGUUCACCACCGUGGUGGCCCAAUGACUGUAUCACUGCACUGACCGAGACUAGUAGAACAGAGAUCAGACUGCACAGCAUCAGUCACGAGCCUACUGCGUUCACCACCGUGGUGGCCCAAUGACUGUAUCACUGCACUGACCGAGACUAGUAGAACAGAGGACUGACGUGGCUGUACACCAAAGACUAUAUGGACUAUACAGAAGGAAGUUACAUUUUAUUUAAAUAUCUCUUUCUCUUGUGGCCAGACUCCCACCUGUUCACUCUUCUUUUGGACUUCAUGAAAACGUAACAUCUUUAAUGGCUACUUAAUUGGACACUGUAAUAUCAAAAGCUAUUCUCACCCCUACGAAGGACUUGCUCUGUAAUAUUGGCUGUGGUGUGAGAGUAUGUACACCAGAAAGGACGAAGUCCAUCCCUAUUCAUGUGAUUUGUUCUGCUGAAGGCAUGAACAAGUGGACCGUCUUUGUUACAUAACUAGCUAGCUACCAACCAGCCAUUGUACUCUGCCCUGCCUCACUGAUGAGUGGGUGUCACAGGAAGCAAAGAGGAGCAAAUCGAAGUGCCUUUGGUGUGUCAGAUUGUUGGGGACCCUGGAAAUACUUGAAUUUCAUGAAGCCAACAUGUCACUUUUCUUCUUUUUUUACUUUACAAUGUUUUAUUUCCUGCUUUUGUCUUAUAGGACUAGAUCAGUAAAUCCUUUGCCAUUUUCCAAUACCGACAGCAGCCAGAGAACCUCCUAUAGUACACACAAACCUGUGCAAACAAAAACCGGAAGACUUACCUCACUCUCCUGCAUCCACCUCGGAGCUUUUAACGCCUGUCUACACACAACUACCACUCACCCAGAUGUGAAUGCACACAGUAAUGCAAAGCGCCACACUAAAAUACUAAAGGCUUUUUUUGUUAGAGUAAACAUGUCUCUUUCACCUCAUAGGCUAGGAAUAAGGCUAUUGUGAAUAAUAUUUGUGACUUUUCUCACUCGAGCUGUGUGGAAUUAUUUAUUUAUUUAUAGAGAAUUUCGGCUGUAUAUUUCAUUCCACAGUUGUUUAGGGGCCCACAAAUUAUUUAAAUGUAUUUUGACCAUAUUUAUGGCUUAAUCUUGUGUGUGUGUGUGUGUGUGUGUGUGUGUGUGUGUGUGUGUGUGUGUGUGUGUGUGUGUGUAAGUAAAUAACCUUCAAAGCACUUCCAUUUUAAUGUAUGUUGAAAGUCUACUGAUGGUAACUGUUAGUUAUUUGUCUGCUGUUGAUUUGGAUGAAUUGACAAUGUUCUGAGUAAGCAAGUAUGUGUCAUACAUCAACAUUGUUUUCACCUCUUGUUGCAUGAUUGCAGCUUAGUUUGUUUUGUUUUCAUCCAAAUUAGAAUUGUAAAUUAUAUGAACUAUUUUUAUACGAUUUCAAUAAAUAUUUUUUUAACCUUGA